AUGAAGCAGGCGGAGAGAUCUAAGAGGGAGAAGAAGAGACUGAUGAGAGAGAGGAAUAGUGAGCAGGAGGACACCAUUAGCCACUUCUCCCACCCAGGGCACGAGCUCGUGAAGCGGCACUACAUCGGGCCGUCGUUCCUCUGCGACAUGUGCUGGGAGCACCUGUCCGGCCCCGGCUACGGCUGCAGCGCCGGCUGCGACUUCGGCAUCCACGAGUCAUGCGCCGGCCACCCGCAGACGCUCAGCUCCCAGGAGCACCACGCGCACCCGCUCGUGCUCGUCCAGACCCACCGCGACGUCGUGGCUCACAUGUGCGACGUCUGUGCCGGGCGCUGCGCCGCGGGCUGCUUCCUCUACCGCUGCCCGCCGUGCGGGUUCGACAUGCACCCGAGCUGCGCGCGGCUGCCACAGGUCGGGCGCAGCGCGCGGCACUCGCAGCACGACCUUACGCUGCUGGUCGUCGCCGACGGCCCCUGUGCCGCCGCGUGCGGCGGCGCGGGGCGCGCGUGGUACUACCGCUGCACCGCGUGCAACGUCGACUUCCACGUGCCGUGUGCGGCGACCGCCGGCGGCAACAACGAUGGCGCUCGUCAAGCUGGCCACGACGCCGACACCGCUGUUGAACUGAUACAUCAGGCAAGUGCGGCGCAAAUGAAAAUUCAGGCUGCGAUGAUGCAAGAAAGGAUCGCGGCGCAGGGUUUCAGAAACGCGUUGGACCCAGUCAGCCCUUCCUGUAAGUUCCCCUUGCAUCCGUAG
This is a messenger RNA of Panicum virgatum (switchgrass), 756 nucleotides long. RefSeq lists its product as uncharacterized. The transcript is spliced from 2 exons. Bases 1 to 756 code for a protein of 251 amino acids. NCBI's taxonomy places the organism in Eukaryota, Viridiplantae, Streptophyta, Magnoliopsida, Poales, Poaceae. The record is from RefSeq and is a predicted model, not a curated record.